AUGGAUCCAAAAAAUAUGGGAUUUGCAAAGAAGAUUUUAUCUAUGGGAUCAGGAAAAGGACUUCCAAUAAUGUCUUUAGCUUUAGCUGGUGGUAUUGGAUAUGUGGGAAUGCAUUCUAUGUAUACUGUUGAGGCUGGUCACCGUGCUAUUAUGUUCAAUAGAAUUGGUGGACUUGGUAAUGAAGUUGUUAAAGAAGGUUUACAUUUCCGUAUUCCAUGGUUCCAAUAUCCAAUUAUUUAUGAUAUUCGUGCUCGUCCAAAUCAAAUACGUUCACCAACAGGAUCAAAAGAUCUUCAAAUGGUUAACAUUGGUCUUCGUGUUCUCUCACGCCCAAGUCCUGACAGACUUCCAGAUAUGUAUAGAGUUUUAGGACAAAAUUGGGAAGAAAGAGUACUUCCAUCUAUUUGUAAUGAAGUUUUAAAAUCUGUUGUAGCAAAAUUUAAUGCUUCUCAACUAAUUACUCAACGUAGUCAAGUUAGUAUGCUUGUAAGAAAAGCUUUGAUUGACAGAGCAAUGGAAUGGAAUAUUAUUCUUGAUGAUGUUGCUAUAACUGAACUUGCCUUCUCACCACAAUAUUCAGCAGCUGUUGAAGCUAAACAAGUUGCAGCACAAGAAGCACAAAGAGCUACUUUCUUAGUUGAAAAAGCUAAACAAAUGAGGCAAGAGAAAAUUGUACAAGCUGAAGGAGAAGCUCAAUCAGCCAAACUGUUGGGAGAAUCAAUGAAACAUGAUGCUGGAUUUUUGAAAUUACGUAAGAUUCGUGCCGCUCAAAAAAUUGCAUCUUUGAUGGCUGAAUCUAAUAACAAGGUUUAUCUUCCAUCUGAUGGUUUAAUGCUCAAUAUUGCUGAUGAAGAUUACAUCAAAUCUUGUGAUAUAAGUAAGAAACGUUAA
Messenger RNA from Strongyloides ratti, 891 nucleotides. RefSeq names its product Prohibitin-2. Gene Ontology annotation, biological process: mitochondrion organization. Bases 1 to 891 code for a protein of 296 amino acids. The transcript is spliced from 2 exons. Gene Ontology annotation, cellular component: membrane; mitochondrion. The record is from RefSeq and is a predicted model, not a curated record. NCBI's taxonomy places the organism in Eukaryota, Metazoa, Nematoda, Chromadorea, Rhabditida, Strongyloididae.